AUGGCGACCGUCGCCGCGAGAACGGCGGUGAUCUCCGCGCGCGCGCCCGCGGCGCCGGCGCGCCCGCGCGCGGCCUCGACCGUCGUCGUCUCGCGUCGUCGUCGCGGUCGCGCUCAUCAGAUCCGAAACACGACUCCAUCACGUCGUCGUCGCGUCGUCGUCGUCGCCUCCGCGUCCGCGUCCGACGUCGACGCGCCGUCGUCGUCCUCGUCCCCGUCGUUCGACCCGCCGUGGUCCGAGCCCGGGUACAAAAACGCGGUCGUCAGCGCGAUGCCCGCGCCCGCGCAGGCCGCGAGCGUCGCCGCCGCGUGGAGCGGGCUCGGCUUCGCGACGUGGCUCGUCUGCGCGGUCGUCGGCCCGUUCACGGAGCAACACUUCCCCGGAUACAUCGCGUGGAGCCGCGCGACGUGGCCGAUCCUCGGGCUGACGUACGUCGCCGCGGGCGCGGCGCACUUCGCGCUCCCGGAGGGGUUCGACGCGAUGGUCCCGCACCGCGGCGCGUGGGGGUUCUGGUACCUCCCGGGGUCGAAUCGCUUCCACGUCGAGUGGACGGGCGUCGCGGAGAUCGCGGGGGGCGUCGGCGUCGCGUCCGCGCUCCUGCCGAUUGACGGGAUCCCGGCGUGGCUGACCCCCGCCGCGGCGUACGGGCUGUUUCUGCUGACGAUCGCGGUGACGCCCGCGAACACGUACAUGUGGACGCACAACAGCCCGGGGCCGCUGCCGCCGGACGCCACGGAGGAGAUGCAGGCGCGUUUUCGUCUGGUUUCGACGCUGCCGUGGCAAGGGCACCUCGCGCGGGGGGGGUUGCAGGUGCUCUUGCUGUCCAUCAUGUGGGGGCUCGCGCACCCGCCGUCGUGA
This is a messenger RNA of Micromonas pusilla CCMP1545, 858 nucleotides long. RefSeq lists its product as uncharacterized. The record is from RefSeq and is a predicted model, not a curated record. The coding region runs from base 1 to 858 and encodes 285 amino acids. Lineage: Eukaryota; Viridiplantae; Chlorophyta; Mamiellophyceae; Mamiellales; Mamiellaceae. The transcript is spliced from 3 exons.